Molecule: messenger RNA, 1333 nt
Organism: Caenorhabditis elegans
Lineage: Eukaryota; Metazoa; Nematoda; Chromadorea; Rhabditida; Rhabditidae
Gene: C05E11.3
Exons: 6
Coding region: 9-782 (257 amino acids)
Cellular component (GO): endomembrane system
Source: RefSeq, marked reviewed
UUCUAGACAUGGAAGAAAACCGACAAUCGAGAAAACCGCAAAUUGUCCUUUGGUUGGAAGGACGAUUCGAAAAUAUGAUGAAUGGACGGGCCGUAAGGUCCGUUCUCAUACGAAAUAAUCGUCAAGAAAAUGGUUCUGUGGAUCAUGUCCCUCGGUCGAUUCAAUUCGAUGAAAGUUCUGACGAAUACAGAUGUCUGUGCAAUUGCUUCCAUGUUAAAACGGGUGCCUUCAUAAUUGGUUGCGUUCACGUUCUUAUGAUUCUAUUCUUCCUGAUUCACAGUUUAUUCGUCUACUUCCAACAUGAUGGACGGUUACAGCAGGCUCGUGGUGUCAAGGAAAACUACGUCUUUGGUUCUUUUCUUGCGGAAAUGAUCGGACUCGGUCUGGGUAUUUUCGCGGUUUUCCUACUUUUUGUCGCUUUGUCCCGAAAUUCGGCUCUGCUCGUCGUACCACAUCUUGUUAUGCAGGUCAUCGCAAUUCUAUGCUUCAUCGUCGUAUUAGUAUGUGGAACAAUAGCAUUGUGCACUGAUUCAGCAGUUUUCUACCGAUUAAUCAAUGCAGCGCCUUUUAUGGAACACCCGAAUAACAACACAGUGGCUCUUGAUACUGGAACCAUGGUGCGGAUCUACUCAUUGAUGAUCGUUUAUGCAGUAUCGCUUGCACUAGAAUUCUGGUUCAUCGUUGUCAUUUACAAUUGCAACAGAUACCUAGAUGAACGUAGUGAUUAUAUGAAAUACUGUCUAGCAUUUAGCACGCCGAUGAAGACCCUCUCUGCUAGAUAGAAUCGUUUGUUCUAGAUCCUAAUUUUGUCAUUCCUAUGUAAUUUCGUUCGUUUAGUCUUCACAAUUAUUCUUGCCUGUGUAAUCUCUGCUAGAGCUAUUAUCGUCUUAUUAUUCCACGUACGGUUUAAUUAAGUCAGUUACGCUAAACAAUAAUUCAAUCUACAUAUAUUUAAUGUUCUUUGCUUCAAAAAAAAACAUUUUUAAUCUUUGAUUUUGAAAGUGUGUCAUUUUCACCCAAGGUUUUACUGAGCAUUUAUUUUUUUUUACUUCACCACUUUACCUCUAUCUUUGACUACUUUCACUUGCUCAGCUUCUUCUCGAACCUGUUCUUUCACUUUUCAACACAAUUGAAUUUUAUCUACUCUUUCUGAGGUUGUGACAAUGUACAUAGACUAUUCUUUUCCGAUCUUUUUAUUUCAACUUUUUUUUUAUCAUAACACAAAAUAAUCAUGCUUUUAAAAUAAUAAUUGUUCAGAUCAUUAAAAUCCGAUUAACAUUGAUUAGUAAUAUUGUCGAGAUCAUUUGGUACAAUAAAAUUAAGUAAAAACAAA